AUGCAAACUUUAAAUAAGUGGCAAGCAUGCGAGCCCACAUUAUUCUGUUCGGUAAUUGAUUGUACUUGUAAACAGACGACAUUAGACAUUGUGUCGUAUGUUCUUUGGUUUUACAGUAAUUACCACAGUUUUAGGAAUUGACAUCGCGGUGCAUGGCAGGGAUAGGCGCAAGGGCAAGGCAGGGACUGAGCUUGAAAAUCUUUGUAGAUAGGGCAUGGCUAAGAAAAAGCCAGGGCAAUGCUAAAGCAAGCCUAGUGCAAACCUAGGGCUAAGCCAGGGCAAUGCUAGAGCAAGCCUAGUGCAAAGCUAGGAUAAUUCUAGGCCAAGGCUCUAAAGCAAGGCUAGAUAGAUCAAAGCUAGGGCAAAGCUAAGACUAGUUUAAACCUUGGCUUGGCUAGGACUAGACUAGAGCAAACAAGCCAACAAUAAAAAUUUUGAAAAAUUCAAAAUUUCAAAUUUUAAAAAAUUAAAAAUCAGAAUUUAAUCAAAAUUAAUUUCAGCUGUGCGUCCGACGCAAUAUACGCCAAAUGGAAGACAGAACAGACAUUUACCGGUCGAGUAAACGUCCGUUUCGCCCCAAACCGAUAUUGUUAUCAAGUCCUCGUAACCAACAAUCAAGUCGAGCUCCUCAUACCUCACCUGGACUGUCGUAUCAGUAGGAUACGAAGCUCCAAACCCGAAGGUAUCCUACUUGAAGCUACUGUGCUACUAUCCUUUCAUCCUGAGUUCGUAACCGAAGCCGACCGACUGUUCGUACUCCGAUGUCUGCAUACUCGAAAUGGCUCCGAAAUGGGCACCGGAGUACCACAACCAUUAACUAUGUCAACCCCGGUUACUACGGUGGAAGAGCAAGACAACUCGGUGGAGAAAGUUGCAUUAACAUGUUCGUAUGUUGUUAAACAUGACAAAAGUGGUGAAAUGAUUCGCACGGUGAGGAUUGGCACGCCAGUACGACAUGAAUGGGAAUGUGAAGGUGCGAGACCAAAUCAAUGUUUAGUGGUGACGAGUUGCUUCAUAAAGACUACAGAUUCACAACAUGAACUGAUAGAUCAAUAUGGCUGUAGUAAGGACUUAAGCUUGAUCAGCCCAUUGGAGUAUCAGGGAAAUGUAAGUGUAUAAACGUCAGGUAAUAUAAAAUAGAAAAAAAUUCGCUUAUAAAUAGGAAGUAUUCUCCCAUUACUUCAAUAAAAACCAACCAAAAAAAAAUUUGCAAAAAAUAUUUCCCAAAAAUUCUCCUCAAGGAUAAUAUUUUCGCUGGUUAUCCUUAAUACCUUCGUAAAUUUGAGAUAAAAAUAUUCUCUAUACCUUGUAAAAUACAUCUAUUUUACUGAAUUUUACUAGGUUUUAUCAAAAACUCCACUUUCAUCUCGUUAUAGCCUAUUUUUCAACCAAAUUUCGAGAGAUUUCGGCCGGACUCCAGCUAAAACAAUAUCGAAAGUCGAUAAUUAAGCGCGUUUCUAAUAGUAUUAUUGUUGUUUUAUGUUAUAUAAUAGUCUCUUUAAAAAAAGUAGACCAUUUCGUCCAAAAAAACGUUCAUAAUUUAGUUUUGUUUCAAUGACUAAGCACCUUGAUAUUGUUUUAGAUCAGUCAGUGUUUAGGUAAAAAUAGAACAUUUUGGCAUGUUUUGAGGUCAGAAAAGAAGAAGAAUUGUUAGAGAAAUUAUUGCUGAAUGUUUGUAAAUGCUUUAGGUUCAACUUUAAAUUACAUAACGUUAUUCAAAGUGCCCAUUUUAUGAAAAACACCUAAAUCAAGGUUCAAAUCAGAUAGCCAUUUUGAAUAACGCUAUUUGAACUAAAAUUCAUUCAACCUAAAUCAUUUAAAAAAUUCACAAAUCUCUUACCUAUCAAUUCUCCUGGUUUCAAGCUCAAAAAUAUCCCAAUAACUCCAUUGUUACCUAAAAAUUGAUCUAAAACAAUAUCGAGGUGCUCAACCAUCGAAAUAUUGCUCAAUAUUAAACAAGUGGUUCCAAUGUUGUUAAAGAAACCAUUCUCUAAUCUAAAACAGCAAUAAAAAUAUGAAAAUCAACUUACCAAUCCAGUUUUGAAAUUGUUUGGCUUCAAUCUGGCUGAAUUAGACAUGAGAAACGGGCCGGGCCGGCCUUGAGCAAAAUUUAGAUCGGGCCGGGCCUUGGAAAGGCGGGCCGGGCCUGGAAAAAAAAUUUCUAAAUUUUUUAAAAUUUUUUAUUUCAAUCCCCGUUAAUGUUUUUAGAUUUUAUUGGGUUCUAUGAUCCAUAAAUGAUCUAAAAAAACAAUUUAAAGCCAAUUUUCCGUUUAGUUUUUAAGUUUUAAAAUUUUUAAAAUUUUUUUAAAACGGGCCGGGCCGGGCCUAGAAAUUUUCUGAUCGGGCCGGGCCUAAAAAGUUAGGCCCGGCCCGCGGGCCGGGCUCGAAAAUUGAGCCCGGCCCGUUUCUCAUGUCUAGGCUGGAUUCCUCCAAAUGUGGCCGAAGAGUUGGGUAUAAGUUGAUGAAAGUGGAGUUUUUAGUAAAACCUGGGGUAGAUGAUCAAAGUAAAAAUAUUUUGCAAGAUAUUGACAGCACUUACAUUAGAAAUGCGAAGAGAAAUCAAGGAAAAUGAACAAGAAUAUUAGUCUUGGAGAAAAGUCUCCGAAAAUAUUGUUUUUCGCGAGAAUUUCGUUUCGGCGCGAAUUUUAAAUUUAAAACUUGACUAUUUUUUGUAGGAAAAUUUAUAAUUUUAUGACUGUUUUGAUAGUUUAUAAGCCUUAUAAACUGAUUUAUUUUUAGACACGAGUUCAACAAAGAUCGCGGAUAUUUGGAGUAGCGGAGAAGCCAUUCAUAUAUUAUCAAUGCGGCCUCAAUUUGGUAGAUAUUGGGCCGAACGAAAGCUGUCCCAGACCGAAAUGUUCUGAUCGGACUAGAAAAACGUAUGUUUUAUGUUGUAAAAGGAAAAAUAAGGAAGAUAAAGGGUUGGUAAGCUUUAGGGUGGACAAGGAAAAGUCUUGAAUAAGGUAGAGAAGAGUAGGGUGAGGUAAGGGUUGAACAAUCAAUGUAUGUGAGCGGAAUGUAAUUUUUUAGUAAAGUGGGGUUAAGUAUUUUUUUCAAAAGAUGAGGCUAUUCAGGGUAAAGAAACCUUGUUUAGGAUGUGGUAAGGUAGAAUACUAAAGAGCAUAGUAAAUUAAGGUCAAAUUAGAAUAACUUUAAAACAUGGUAGAGCAGAGUAAGCCAAAAAAUCUAUACUAUGUGUACGAAGGAUAGAAAAGAGCUUGGAUAAAAUAGGGUAUGGCAAGGUAGGGCAGAAUAAUCUAAGACAGGAAAGCAACAAGGCGUAUUUAGGACAUGACUAUGUUAUAGUAGCUUUGGUCGACUUUUUGUAACAAAAAGCCUGCAAUAACAAAAUUUUUGGAAGUAAACCUUUGCCCCUUGUUCAACUUCUUUUGCAGACUAAAAUAUGUUUGUUUACACAUGUGUUGCAGCUCUUUUACACGUUUUAAUCUUCGUCUUGUUUUCAGACGAUCCCCCUUCGCGUCGCUGUUUGACGCCGUCAGUCAGCAGAUUGAAGUAUUACCAUUGGGCGUGCCGGAACGUUGGCCCGACCAGAAGUGUCCCCAAACGCUGAAUCUGUCAGUGACCGAGUACAACGAACCGUUCCCGCUACAACAAGAGGGACAUUUUUGUAUGGCACUGCCAAUGUUCUUCAUUAGCGGCGUGGUUAUUAGUCUGGUAAGGGUGGAUUUUAAAAUUUUUGAUGAAAAACCUAAAUUUUAAGUGUGAGCGGGUAAAAUUACGGCAGAAGGGGUACGGUAGGCUUGGGUUUAAAAAAUUGUUUUGAAGGGUGGUUUUAGCUUGGCAAGGGUUUUUUUUAUUUUAUUGUUGGGCAAGGUAAGUUGAAGUAGGGCAGGGCACUGCAGGGAAGGAUAUGGCGGGGUUCGGUAAAAAAAGUUAGGGUACGGCAAGACAAGGAAUAACUGGGCAAAUUAGGGUAGGGUAGGGUGGGGUAGAGUAGGGUAGGGUAGGGAAAGCAGUCGGUACGGUAGAAAAAAAUUUUUUUUUUAAAUUUUGAAAUUUUAAAAAUUUGAAUAAAAAUUCAAUUUCAGCUCCUCCUAAUCACCGGUAGUGCGAUGGGUCUGCUGUAUACGCGUCGGUACGUGUAUCAUGACGUUGCUCAAGCCUAG
Bursaphelenchus okinawaensis is the source of this 4127-nucleotide messenger RNA. NCBI's taxonomy places the organism in Eukaryota, Metazoa, Nematoda, Chromadorea, Rhabditida, Aphelenchoididae. The record is from the annotation of a GenBank genome assembly.